Manduca sexta (tobacco hornworm) is the source of this 3292-nucleotide messenger RNA. RefSeq names its product membrane alanyl aminopeptidase-like. Gene Ontology annotation, cellular component: cytoplasm. The transcript has 16 exons. The coding region runs from base 159 to 3023 and encodes 954 amino acids. Gene Ontology annotation, biological process: proteolysis; peptide catabolic process. The record is from RefSeq and is a predicted model, not a curated record. Gene Ontology annotation, molecular function: metalloaminopeptidase activity; zinc ion binding; peptide binding. NCBI's taxonomy places the organism in Eukaryota, Metazoa, Arthropoda, Insecta, Lepidoptera, Sphingidae.
CAAUCACAUUCGUGUUGGCAAAUAUAUAAGCAAUACAUCACUACUAUCUAUGUUUUUAAAAUCCUUUGAUUGGUAUAUCCAAAUGAUUACACAAACGCUGUUAUGUUCAUUUUAUCGCCGUCGGUAUAAUUUAGAGGACAUUUUGGUGUUUUUGCAAAAUGUCCAGAAUGCUCUUACCAGCCUUGAGCAUAAUGCUCUUGGCGUUUGUCAGCGCCGAGCAUCAUGUCGAAUGGUACAGGGAUUUUGAACCAGUCCCUAUAACCGAUGACAUUAGUAGAAACGCCCAGCAAGUAUACCGCCUGCCUGAAACAGUGGUGCCCCUAGAAUACGACAUCCACAUAGAUCUCUAUUUCUCCGAGAGGACUGACAGGCCGUUUAGCUAUGAUGGAAGAGAAACUAUUAUUAUUCAGGCAAUCCAAGCGAACGUCACCGAAAUAGUGCUGCAUGCAAAUGUAGACAGUAUUAACGAAGUUUCAGUUUUAACUGAAGCAGGAACACCAUUCCCAAUCAACCUUCGAAACCCAAUAACUCUGGAGCCUCAGUACCAUUUCUUGAGGAUUAAUUUGGAUGCACCAUUGGAAGUUCGUUCUAAUUACACUCUCUAUAUUGACUACUCUAGCACAAUGAAUGAAGGUCCUAUGAAGAGAGGUAUUUGGAGAGGAACGUACAUCGAUGAUGAUGGUAAAGAGCGGUUCUAUGCAACUACGCACUUCCAGCCUUAUAACGCAAGACAAGCGUUCCCCUGUUGGGACGAACCCCUCUACAAGGCGGUCUUCACACUCCAUCUCUCGAAACCAAGUAAUUUCAGAGGAAGUUUUUCAAACACUGGACAAUCGUUCAUGAGUGCGGGAGAAAACCGCAUUGAAGACACUUUCCAGCCUACGCCAAGAAUGUCUUCCUACCUCGUGACAUUCUUGGUUAGCGAGUCCUUCCAAGUCAUCGCCCAAGAUGACUCCUUCAGCCCACCGGUCAGGAUCAUUGGCAGGUCUAACACCGUUGGUCUUGGAGACCAUGCUCUUCGGCUGGCAUCCAGGAUGACUGAGUACUUCGACCAGUACUUUGGUAUACCGUACUCUACGCUUCAUCCCAAUUUGAUGAAUGACCAUAUUUCUUCUCCUGACUGGGCCUCAGCAGGCACUGAGAAUUGGGGUAUGGUGAGUUACAGAGAGAUGUACAUGAUAAUUGACUCUAAUGAAACCACAAUGGCUGUGGAGCAUUACGCAGCGACGCUCAUCUCUCAUGAGCUUGCUCACAAAUGGUUCGGUAACUUGGUUACUUGCUUUUGGUGGAGCAACACCUGGAUCAACGAAGGUUUCGCCAGCUACUUCGGUUACUACCCGACUGCACAAAUGUUCCCAGAAUACGAUCAUCACGAGCAUUUCAACAACCGCUACAUGACUGGUUCUAUGUCAUUCGACUCUGGUGUCAGUACUGUUCCCAUGAACCAUGAAGUCAACACUCCAGCCCAAGUUACUGGUCAUUUUGGUACUAUAAGUUAUUCCAAAGGAGCUGCUUUUCUCAGACAGACCGCUAAUAUUAUAACUGAUGCCACCUUCCAAAAGGCUUGUAGAUAUUUCUUGUUGAACAACGCCUUCGAACCCGCUGACCAAUACGACUUGUACAACGCAUUCGAACAAGCCAUAAACGAAGACAACAGCCUGUCCCAGUACAGCAACUUCAACUUUACUGAUUACUAUCGCAUUUGGGUCAAUGACCCUGGCUACCCAGUUUUGAACGUGGCCGUCAAUCACUCCACUGGUGAAAUGACGCUUGUUCAGGAGCGUUUCUUCUUGAGUGCAUCAGCGAGGCCUACCGGCCACAUAUACCCGAUACCCAUUACAUAUUCCACUAGGAGCAACAGAAUAUUCCAAAAUGUGCGACCUAUCCACAUGAUGACUGGAUCCCGGGACACUCUCUGGAAAGACCCCCGUGAAGAAUGGGUUAUAUUCAACAAUAUGCAACAUGGUCACUACAGAGUUAACUAUGAUGAAACAACAUGGAGAUUAAUUUCGGACUCUUUGCUCAACGAACCAGGAACAAUACAUCAUCUGAAUAGAGCUCAGAUCGUCGACGACGUGUUUGCUUUGAUGAGGUCUGGACGAAUGACUUACGAAUUAGGCUUCCACAUCUUUAGAUUUUUGCGCAACGAAGUUAACUUUCACGUGUGGGACGUCGCCAUUACUGGCUACACCUGGCUAAGGAACAGGUUGAGGCAUUUACCAAGAAGCCAGGCUGAGUUUGACUCUUAUAUUCUUAGCUACAUGGAGAACGUCAUUAACUCCGUGGGUUACAACUCCGACCCUUCAGAAUCUCCUACCAUCAGCAUGAACAGAGAAACUGUCUUGCAUUUCGCUUGCAAUCUUGGCCAUAGAAGAUGUAUUCAGGAGUCUAACGCUGGCUGGCAAAGAAUGAAGAAGGGUGAAUGGAUAACCCCGUACAUCCGUCGUAGCGUCUACCUCAUGGGAAUGAGGGAGGGAGACAGCUCCGAUUUCCAAUUCCUUCUGAGGCGCUACAGAGAGUCCAACUUCGCUAAUGAUAAGCUCGAGAUGCUGAGAGGUCUUGGCGGUACACGAGAUCCUCAACUAUUGCAACAAUACCUGGCAUUGACGCUGACUUCUGAAGUAAGGUCUCACGACAAAGCGAACUCCUUCAACUACGCGUUGCUAGGUAACCAGGAAAAUGCCUACACCGUGCUGCAGUUCGUGAAGAGUAAUAUAAAUGCUAUUAGAGUAGCUUAUGUAGAAGAUGCACCACCGACGCCCGUCAACACAGCUCUUUCAAACCUUGCUUCUUACUUGGACGAACCAGGUUUAGCUGAGUAUGAAGAAUGGCUCCGCACAACUCAGUCAAACAGUCUCCAAUAUAACACAGCGAUAUCGGCUAUCAAUUCUGCCCGCAACAAUAUGGAAUGGGGCACGAACAUGGCUGAAACUAUUUUAGCUGCUGCGAGGGGCAGUGCUGCUGGUGUAGCUGUUUCAGCUAUACUUUUAGCUGUAAUGGCUAUCUUUGCUAUGGUCAUGUAAUCAGUAAAGAUUCUAGAUUAAUUAAAAGCGAUAUGUCGACUUCUGCACUUUUUAUGCCAUGAGAAUUUUAGGUCAACUAGCUCUCGAACAAACCAGAGUAUAAGUCUAAUUUAUGUCAUUUUGUUUUGUACAAAUAUAUUACUAUUGUAAUUAGAUUUAAGAUUUUUAGAGUCAUUCUCGCAUUCAGGGACACAAUUUGCAAUGUUAGUGCGUUAUAUCAUUAGAGAACUUGAUGUUAUGGAUGAAAAUAUACAUUUGAUAUUAUUAAA